Molecule: messenger RNA, 1746 nt
Organism: Klebsormidium nitens
Lineage: Eukaryota; Viridiplantae; Streptophyta; Klebsormidiophyceae; Klebsormidiales; Klebsormidiaceae
Source: the annotation of a GenBank genome assembly
GCCAAGGUUGCAGGGCUAGCUUUAGGUUUGCAGGGCUAGCUGGUUGUCUCGGCCUCAAUAUACCUUUUGACGCAUUCGUGUCCAGGACGUGGGUACACUCCCAUUCAGUCCAAUCAACUCCUAGGACUGGGGAGCCGCAUUAAUUUGCUGAUAAGGUUUCAAGUCUCGAGCGACCUUGACAAGGGUGCACGUGCCAAGCCGCCGUGGUGUUGUGGGCGCCAAAUCUCAGCACCUACGAGCGCCCCACGAGCGCAGAGGAAAGGUACUCAGUCACGAGGAAAAAGUGGGACCUUUCCCCUAGCCUUGUGCAGCGGCCUCCUAAGCUCUCCCAAGCAGGGCUGUCAAGCACAUCUUUGGCGCUUGCUUAAGUAGCACCCGAACAAUAUCAGGGAGGCCAGAAACCACUACUUCACUGCUGGCAAAUACCAUGGCAACUUUUCACCACGACUCAGCAAUGUUUGCCAACCAGACGGGCGCGCACCCUGCUCAUAUGGCACCGGGGAAUUAUGAGGGCCGUCAAGUCCAUGUGGGGCAGCAGCUCCCGCCCCAGGACCCCGCUCUCCAGAGCCACCCCCCCCAUUUCCAGCCCCAGUACAGCCCCCCAACAGGGCACAAUCACCACCAUAACUGGUCUUACGUGCAGCACCAGUACGCUCCUCAGAGUCACACCCAGUCAUCUGGCGCUCAGCAGUACUCCCAGCCAACCCCUCAGAACUACCUACCCGCAGGCGCCCCCGCCUAUGUACAUGCAUACGGCGCCAGUCUAUCACGCACAGCCCGUUCACCCGACGCCCCCGCGGCGGCGUCUCCGGCCCCCGCGCCGGCGUCGCAAGAUGCGGGCGGCAAGCAGAACAGCACGGGGGACCAGUUGAAGAAGAUGCUUGAGGCGGGUAAGAAGAUGAUGAAACAGGACGAGUUGACGCCGCAACAGCAGGCAGCGAAGCAGCAGCAGAAGGCGGCAAAAGAGCAGCAGCAGGCGGCGAGAGAGCAGCAGGUGGCGAUGAAUCAGGCGAUGUGCGCUCACUCGACUGACUACAUGGUGGAGGAGCCUACCGGCUUUGCAUGGUUGUGCUGCUGCUUCUGGCUGCUGACGGGCAACCCGGCGCCGUGCACGCAGAUCCGCUGCACAAACUGUGACCUGAUUGUGCAGUCUUGAAGUUCUCCGAAACCAGAGGCGCAAAAUCUUCUACUGGGCGCUUCGAAUCGGUCGGUUCAAAGCACAGCCCGUUGGAGACGUGCAUCGUCUUCUAAUUGCACACAAGUAACUUGAAGAAAUAGCUCUAUUGUAUACGAGAUUGAAUUCUGGAUUGAUUGAAGCAGUGUCUGGUGGUAGGGAGGGCCGGUUUCUUCGGCAUUUGAAGCGAGCUGGUUACUUGUGGAGUAAUAAGCAUCUAGUUGUCAAAGAUGGAGAGGAUCUGCGAAGCGGCGCCUCCGAUACUGCAAAGUAACGGCGUGGUUUAGGCGCAGCGCAUGAUUCUAGCUUGUCGAUUACCGAUAUGUAGAACCUUCCGGAGGACGAGUAUAUCGCAGCUCCAGGGGUGCCAACUUCGACAACGUCGAACGCGGAGUGGAGCACUGGUAGGAAUUCUACGUCGUGAGUAUAUAAAGCAGUAUCGUAGCCGUUUGGAAUUGGAUGAAAGUGUCCAUGUCAUCCUUUCGUUGCGUCCGAUGCAUAUGGCGAACGGGCCGGGCAGCAUCGGGGGACGCCAGUGUAUCUUUUAAAUGCUCCAUAGUCUGAGUGGGUCC